Messenger RNA from Sinocyclocheilus anshuiensis, 3215 nucleotides. Its product is annotated as disks large-associated protein 4-like. Gene Ontology annotation, biological process: signaling. Gene Ontology annotation, molecular function: molecular adaptor activity. NCBI's taxonomy places the organism in Eukaryota, Metazoa, Chordata, Actinopteri, Cypriniformes, Cyprinidae. The record is from RefSeq and is a predicted model, not a curated record. Gene Ontology annotation, cellular component: glutamatergic synapse; postsynaptic specialization. The transcript is spliced from 11 exons.
CGCCCUCCAGGGCCGUCGUCUCUCUUCAUCUGGGAUCAUGUUCUAGAGCCGACCCUGCGCAGCAACCAUGAAAGGCUUAGGGGCCAACCGUAGUCACCAUCUGUCCGACACCUGCGACCCCACCGCGGGCCCCCAGGAGCCCCUGUGUCCCUUGGCCCCAGACCCCCACGCCGCCUUCCUCCUGAGCCCCACUGUCAACCACUACGCCACUCUAGAUCCUCACCUCCAUCAUUUUCCUGUUUCCACCCCGACGACGCUGCAGUCGGACUGCCUGCUGCCCUUCAACAACCAGCUGACCACCAGCAGCACCUUCCCUCGCCUCCACUACACCAACCAGCCGGAGCAGAGCGACUACACACAGCAGGCUUGUGUGGCUCAGACGGGCAGUCGCUCCGGCACACUCACGUCCUCCAUGUCCAUGGGCAUGGGUUUGGGUCUGGGACUGGGCGCUCCCGCCAUGAUCAGCAGCGGCACGGCCACCAUCUCAUCCGCGGCCGCUGCCAAGAUGAACCGGCUCCCGGCCAACCUGCUGGACCAGCUGGAGCGCCACCUACCGCUGCAGCGCGACGGCUUCAGCACACUGCAGUUCCACCGGCGCAGCCACGGCUCCAAGCAGUGCAGCGAGAGUCCCAGCCGCAUCCGCAACCUGGUGCAGUCCGUCCAGAAGCUCUUCGCCAAGUCCCAGUCCCUGGAGGUGUCGGCGGUCAAAGGGAGCAUCACCGUGGGCCCAGCCGGAGACGCGGCUAAAGCGGCCCGCCGCAGCAAAAGCAAAGACCGCGCCAAGACCGAAGGCACCAAACGCCACCCGCGGCCCAAUCUCUCAGGCUUCUGGAGCUCGGAUGACUGUUUGGAGGACGAGGCGCCUGCUCAGCCCGCCGCCGGGCCGUUAGCGAUGGCGUAUCGAAACCCUCUCAGCAUGAUGACGCUGGGCAGGGCCGUGUCGGACAGUCAGGCAGCUCCCAGACCGCAUCCGCAGGGCUACAACACCGUCGCGGCUCAUUCGCUCAAAUCCUCCAAGAGCAGCGGAGACCUCAAGCCCACCGUCAGCCUGCCGCCCUCCACGGGCCAGACGGGGGAGAACACGCUGGUCAAGAGGGGCUCGUGGUCCACGCUGACCCUCAGUCAGGCCCGACAGGUGCUGCAGAAGGGAUCCGCCACCGUCAACCGCAGCCUGCUCAAGUCCAAGUCCUGCCACGGCCAGGAGAUGACCUGCAACUUCCUACAGGUGCCUGCGGGUGAAUGGAGCGGGACGCUGGGUAAGGGAGGCGGCGGUGCGGGCGAGAUCCCGUGCAGACGGAUGCGCAGUGGCAGUUACGUUAAAGCCAUGGGAGACAUGGAGGACAGCGAUGACUCGGAUGGACCCCCUUCACCCAAACCCUCGCCCAAAACCGCCGCCAGACGCCAGAGUUACCUGAAGGCCACACAGCGCUCGCUCAGCGAACAGCAGCCGCCGCUGCUACCGCCACGCAACUGUAUGCCGUCUCUAUGCGAGGUCUCCACCAAUCGCAGCCUGGAUAACCUGGACUGUCUGAUGGGAGCGGAUGAGGCGGGUCUGCAGCACUGGGACGCUGAUGGGGGAUUCGGUCAGCGCUGCUCUACACUGGGACGAGGCUCCACCAUGGGCCAGGUGGAGCAGGGCUACCGGAGCAGCGCGGCGUACCGUCAGCUGGACUCUCAGGCGCUGGAGGCCUUGGAUCUGCCCACACCUACCUGCUUCCGCUCCCGGAGCCACAGUUACCUGCGCGCCAUCCAGGCCGGCUGCUCUCAAGACGACGAUACGGGCUCCGUGGACUACGACGAGACGCCACCUAUAACCUCAUCCAUCAGCAGCUACAGCAGCGCCACCGUCUCCACGUGUACGGCCGUCUGUAAGAAGAAUCCUCCGCCUAUUCCUCCUCGAACCACCUUCAAACCCUACAUCGCGGUGACGGUCCAGAGCAGCACCGAAUCGGCCCAGGACACGUACCUGGACAGCCAGGACCAGCGCAGCGAGGUCAACAGCCAAUCAGGACGCAGCAACUCCUCCGACAGCAUCGCCAGCUCUCAGACAGGGAGUCUGGUCAAGUGCGCCAAGCGGCAGCCCAUCCUGCCCCCCAUCCCUGCCCCGCGGGAACCCGUGCCCCUGCCCAGCGCCAGAGUGACCACGCCUCCUCCCGCCAUUGUCCCGCCCUCUCCUGCCCCAGACUCCAAAAACGAGCCCGCAAGCCUCACAGUGGCACCCAACAAACCGCAAGCCCCGCCCAAAAGAAAACUCUCCUCCAUUGGCAUUCAGGUGGAUUGUGUGCAGCCGAUUCUGAAAGAGGCAGCAGCAGAUUUGAGUGUUGGUUGGUGUCUUUAACGGGUCUCUUCUCUCUGUGUGUCCAGACUCAGUCGCUUCACUAGCAUGGCGUCUAGACAGGAGACGACGGAGGCUGAAUCUCAGGAGCAGUCCGACGGUAAACCCUCGCAGAACAAGACGCCCCACCAGAGUUUGGACUGGGGCAGUGUUCUCAAACCCUUGCUGCAGGAGAAGCUGGACCCGGCGCUGGACCCAUCCUCCCUCCCGCCACCUGACCCGUCUCUGCAGGCCGGGAGCGUGAACGGGGCCGUGGAGCAGCCCGGGGGCGCGGCGUGCCUCAGGGACGGGUGCUGGUUCCAGAAGCUUCUGCAGGCCGAGACCGAGCGCAUGGAGGCCUGGUGUCAGCAGAUGGACCAAGAGACCAAAGACAAACCGCUGUCAGAGGAGGUUUUGGGGAAGGUCCGCAGUGCUGUCGGCAGCGCUCAGCUCUUGAUGUCUCAAAAGUUCCAGCAGUUUCUGGGUCUCUGUGAGCAGAACCUGGAUGCGAGCGCUCAGCCGCGGCCCACAGCGCAGGAUCUGGCCGGGUUCUGGGAUCUGCUGCAGCUCUCCAUCGAGGACAUCAGCAUGAAGUUUGACGAGCUCCACCUCCUCAGGUCCAAUGACUGGAAGAUGUCUGAGACCCAGGACAAAAAGGAGGAGAAGAUGUUUGCUCCAUCCCACACACCAAAGAAGACGGUAAAGGUCAAAACCUCCGGCGGGAAGGAGAAAAGCAGCGACUCGGUGGCCGACAAGCAGCGUCAGGAGGCCAGAAAGCGACUGAUGGCGGCCAAGCGAGCGGUUUCCGAACGACAGAACUCCGCCACCGAGAGCGCCGAAAGCAUCGAGAUCUACGUCCCCGAGGCUCAGACGCGACUCUAACAAAGCCCAAAAUAACAAA